GGGCAAAAAGAGAAUCAGCGCCCUUCCAAGCACACGCAAGGUGGUGUCGCUCAAGGGCAGCAUAUUGUUUUCCCUUGCCCGCGUUACCCUUCGCAUUCGGCGUGUCCCCUUUCCGCCCCGUGCGAGUAGCGCCUCCACUGCCUUCCAUCCAGUUACCCUUGACGCUCGAGAGGAGCCGGACACCUUCUUGUGACUUCGUUGUUGUGAGGCGACUACGGUUUCGGUUGGUGUCUUCAUUUCCGGGUGUUUGUUCAGCGCUAUUGUGACCCUUCUGUGCGCGCGAAACAAGACCUAGAUUGGCUCAAGAUGAAGAUCUUGGGCGUUCCGGAUUGGAUAAUCCUGGUGGCGACUGCGUUGGUCCUGCUGUACUUGUAUGCAGCAAGAUACAGAAACUACUGGAAAAACCAGAAUGUCAUUCACGAAGAAUUCUCUCUCAUAUUUGCGGCUGCCCGACGAAUGAUCUUCAAGCCAUUUCAUCAAAUGGACCAGGAUAGAUACCGUCAAUUUGGGAAAUUAUUUGGCGUUUACGAAGCCGCAAAACCCCUGCUCUUUGUGGCUGAUCCGGAAUUGGUGAAGCGCGUUCUGGUCAAAGAUUUUCCUUCCUUGCCAAAUAGAAGGGUGUUAAGUUUCAACGAUUCGCUUCUGGACAACAUGAUGAGCAUCAUCCCUGUCGAGAAAUGGAGGAGGAUCCGACCAGCAGCAAGCCCAGCGUUCUCUACAGGAAAGCUGCGCAAGAUGAAUUCCUUGAUCGCUGACUGUGCCAGGAAAACAGCAGAACACUUGAAAAUGGCCGCUGAAAAAGAGGGAGAACUGGACAUUAAACAAUUCUACGGAAACUACGCCCUCGAUGUGAUUGCCAGAUGCGCUUUCGCCACCCGACUGGACUCGCACACUCAGGAGACUGAUGAGUUUGUCACCAAAGCCAGGCAGGCCUUUUCAGGCAAAAUAACGCUGCCAUUAAUCUUACUCUUUUUGUUUCCGGGAGUCUUCAAAUUCUUUAAACUGAAGGCAUUCAACACAGAUGUAUUUCUUUACUUUAAGAACCUCUGCCUCCGGAUUAUUCAGAGUCGGAAGGAAAAAAAAAGUAGGCAAGAGGACUUCUUGCAACUUAUGAUGGACGCCCAAGAUGGUAGCAUAGCAACCACGGUUGAAACUGCACAAUCGACCGAAGAGAAACUCUUCAACCUUGACUCGGACAUAAAGACGGACACUUCGUUUCUUGGAGGCGUUAAAGCCUUGACCGAAGACGAGGCCAUGGCCCAGUGCGUUCUCUUCUUCCUUGCGGGUCAAGACACGACGUCAUCCGUGAUUUCAUUCACUCUCUACCUACUUGCCCUGCAUCCCGAUAUCCAAGCGAAGCUGAGAGAAGAAGCGGAUGAGUGCUUCAGACAACAUGGACCGGAUCCAAGCCUGGAUGUUGUAUCGAAGCUCCAAUACCUCCACGGCGUCGUGUCAGAAUCACUGAGGAUGUAUCCCCCCGCAGUUCGGAUAGAGCGAUCUGCUCUAAAUGACUAUGUUCUGGGUGACACCGGAAUCAAAGUUCCAAAAGGCUGCGUGGUUGCCGUGCCGGUCUAUUCAAUGCACUACGACCCAGAAUACUUUCCCGAUCCCACAACAUUCGACCCAAACAGGUUUAGUGAUGAGAACAUUGACAGUAUUCGCCCAUACACAUACCUUCCGUUUGGAGCGGGACCUCGGAACUGCAUUGGCAUGAGGUUCGCCCUCGAGGCCGUCAAGUUGUCCCUCCUGCACUCCGUUCACAGCGUCGAAUUCGUCCGUACCAAAAACACAAAAGUCCCGCUUGAGUUUGUUAAAGGAUUUGGGGUUUUGAACGCCAAGCACCUCACAAUCGGAAUAAGGAAGAGAACUGCGUGAACUACUUUAACAGUUCAUCUACGUUAGUUCUGUUCACUGUAAAUGAUAACAGGUAUGGACCUUGCAAUUAUAAUGCUCUAAUCAAUUAGAGUCAUGUGUUUUAUACUGAAGCAAUCGAGCAAAUCGUGUUUUCUGCAUGUCAUUAAUAAAGUGUUUUGACGCUGUGUG
Messenger RNA from Ixodes scapularis (black-legged tick), 2043 nucleotides. Its product is annotated as cytochrome P450 3A24. Gene Ontology annotation, molecular function: monooxygenase activity; oxidoreductase activity, acting on paired donors, with incorporation or reduction of molecular oxygen; heme binding. Bases 307 to 1875 code for a protein of 522 amino acids. The record is from RefSeq and is a predicted model, not a curated record. The transcript has 15 exons. NCBI's taxonomy places the organism in Eukaryota, Metazoa, Arthropoda, Arachnida, Ixodida, Ixodidae.